AGCAAAUCGGGUCAGGAUUUUUAGUGUAAUCCUGCUGACACACACACAAACAAGCAGCGGGGCAAACAGAACCUCUGUGGUGGAGGUGACCAGGGACUGCUCCAGUUACUAUCAACUACACUCAGUGCCGGAGAGAAGCGACACUUUUAUCGUUUUAUUUUGAAAGGUGCCCUCCUCUUUUCCGGUGACAUCGGCCCGAAUUUCCUCCGUCUUGACGAACCUCACAGCUCCAGCGGCAGGGAAACACACCCGUCAGCAGCGCGCACUGGAGACAAAAAAGCGCAUCACGGACAAAGGAAAUAUGGGUGCGCUGGAGAGGAUUCACCUCAGCCGGGAAACACAAUGGAUGAGCCGCUUCUGUUUCAUUUACCGGGAGACCAAUUAGCCCACCUUAAUGAGGUGCUGGGAUGCAAGAUACUGCAAGCUAAAAAGGCGGAAGGCUGCGUUUAAUCCGUCUGCGGAUCCUAUGAGCUUGCAAUGGCUGUGGCGGGGAUAUGCAACUGGAUAGGGAAUAAUGUGCCUUUUUAUUUUGUGAUAUUUUCCUUAUUUUGUGGCCUUUCGUUCGGACAAUUGCGAUAUUCUAUAACGGAAGAACUAGAAAAUGGGGCACUGGUCGGUGAUCUGGCGCAUGACUUGGGGCUGGAUAUUCGAAAGCUCGCCACCCGAAAGAUUAAGGUAACCUCCAACAGCGGCAAACGCUACGUGAUUGUCAACCCCAAAAAUGGCAAAUUACUCGUCAAUGAAAGGAUCGACAGGGAAGCGCUGUGUGAUUUAUCCAGCACCUGCCUCAUCAAUCUGGAGGUGCUGGUCGAAAACCCCACCGAGGUGCACCAUGUCGAGGUGGAGAUUGUGGAUGCCAAUGAUAACGCGCCGCAGUUCCCCAGAGAUGAGUAUCAACUGGAAAUCACAGAGUCCGCUUUACCCGGGUCUCGGUACCCGAUCGAAAACGCGCAGGAUCCGGACAUCGGGUCCAAUUCAGUUCGUAUGUAUCAGCUCAGCACAAACGACCAUUUCGCGCUGGUGUCCAACAAACCUUCCCUCAACACAAAGCACAUCGAGCUCGUGCUCAAAAAGCCCCUUGAUCGUGAACAGACGCCUUACCACCAGUUAAUUCUCAGUGCUGUGGACGGAGGGACGCCAGAGAAAACAGGCACAGCUAAAAUCAAUGUCCGGGUCCUGGACUCCAAUGACAACGUCCCUCUGUUCGACAGCUCAGUGUACAAGGUGAAGCUGCUGGAAAAUUCACCCAAAGACACCCUGGUAAUUAAACUGAAUGCAACUGAUCUGGACGAGGGCACGAACGGAGAGGUGUACUACUCCUUCAGCAGCUACACUCCAGAGAGAGUGAGGCAGAUGUUCAGCAUGGACACCAACACAGGAGAGAUCAGAGUGAGGAACAAUGUGGACUAUGAAGAGACCAACUCCUAUGAGAUGUACAUCCAGGCGAUGGACAAGGGCCCCGGGGCCGUGGCAGCGCACUGUAAGGUGGUGGUGGAGGUGGUGGAUGUGAACGACAACGUCCCUCAGAUCGUGCUGUCGUCCCUGUCGAGCCCGGUGAGGGAGGACGCCCGCGCGGACACAGUGGUGGCCCUCAUUAGUGUGACUGACCGAGACUCUGGCGCGAACAAGCAGGUGAGCCUGGAGAUCCCAGCAGGCCUCCCCUUCAAGAUCAAGUCAUUCAGAAAUUACUACACCCUGGUUACCUCAGCUUUUCUGGACCGCGAGACCACUGAUGCCUACAACGUCACUCUGAGUGCCACAGAUGGAGGAAACCCCCCCCUCUCCUCCCAGAAGACCAUACAGGUGGAUGUGGCGGAUGUGAACGACAACCCGCCGCGAUUUGAGCAGACUUCAUAUACGGUGUAUGUGGCUGAGAACAACGCCCCUGGGGCCUCUCUGUGUACUGUGAAAGCUCAGGACGCAGACAUCAAGGAGAACGCUCGCAUCACCUACACAGUGCUCAAUGACAACAACCACGGCAUCCCUGUCACCUCCUAUGUGUCCGUGAAGGCCGAUACUGGGGAGGCGUAUGCCCUGCGAGCCUUUGACUAUGAGUCACUGAGAGAGUUUCACUUCCAGGUCAAAGCCCAAGAUGGGGGCAUUCCUCCGCUCAGCCGCGUCGCCACCGUCUACAUCUACAUAAUGGAUCAGAAUGACCAUGCACCGCUGAUAGUCAACCCUCCUGGCAAUGGCACGCGCUCCUUGGAGACGGUACAAAAGAACGCAGAGCCUGGGGCCUUGGUGACCAAAGUGGUGGCGUACGACGCCGACGCUGGUCCAAACGCCUGGUUGGUGUACGUGCUGGAGACGGCCACUGACCUGGACCUGUUCAAGGUGCACGAACACACCGGGGAGAUCAGAACCACCCGGAGGAUCCUGGAGGACAACUCCACCUCCUUUGCUCUGACGGUCGUGGUGAAGGACCACGGGCAGCCUGCUCUCACCUCCACGGCCACCAUCAACGUGGCCGUCAUGGAGGUGCCGCCCAAAGUGGUUCCAGACCCCAAGAGGAUCAUCCGACCUCACAGCACACUGCUCUUCUCCAACGUCACCCUCUACUUGAUCGUGGCUUUGAGUGCCACCACCUUUGUUUUCCUGGUCACUGUGGUGGUGCUGGCCAUUGUCCGCUGUCACGCCUACUGCACCCAGCCUGGGUCCUGCUCCCCCUGCUGUGUGUCACAGAAGCCCCCUCCAGACGGUGGGAGCAGCAGCGUCAGUGCUGGUGGGGCAGGCGGUGGUGCGGCCGGGGCACAACCUAAUAACAAUGUGGUGCUCCGUAGAGACCUUAAAGUGGAGCCUCACUACAUCGAAGUGCGUGGGAACGGCUCCCUCACAAAGACUUACUGCUACAAGACCUGCCUGACAGCCACCUCCGGCAGUGACACUUUCAUGUUCUACAACACGGGACGUCCCAUCAGCGGCACCUGGGGCAGCGGUGCCGACCGCUUCUUCACCAGUGGAAGUGGAUUUGUACGCAGACUGAGCAUGCCUGAUGCCUCGCUGCAAAUCUGCCCAGAGCCAAAAGCCCCGAAUGCUGACUGGCGAUAUUCUGCAUCUUUGAGGGCAGGGGUGCAGAGUUCGGUCCACAUGGAGGAGUCCUCUGUGAUGCAGGGAGCGCAGGGGAUGCUCGUCCAGAACUGGCCCACUGUUUCAAGCGCUGCAGAUGGUGAGGGUGGUGGGGAGCUUUCACCUCCAGUGGGCGCUGGAGUCAACAGCAACAGCUGGCACUUCAGAUACGGCGCCGGACCAGGAUACGGUCCUCCCCAGCCCCUAAAGCCUGGAGAGAUUCCUCCCGAAGCCUUCAUCAUACCUGGAUCCCCAGCCAUCAUUUCUAUCCGCCAUGACGCCGGGCCUGUGGACGACAAAGGUGACUUCAUAAGCUUCGGCAAGAAGGAGGAGGCCAAGAAGAAGAAAAAGAAGAAGAAGGACAAGAAGGACAAGAAGGAUAAAGGAAAGGAUGAUGGGGGUGAAGAAUAAAGGAGGAGGGGGGCCUGAAAACAGAGCUACCAACAAACUAUCAUCCCAAUUUCAGAGCCAGAAAAAAAGCUAAAUGCAUAUUGUAGAACCGAGGGAGCCUCUUUGCACCAUAUUUGCAUAGACACUGUACAGUGGCCAAUCCCUCAUUAGACCAGGUCUGGCUCCCCACAUCAUCAACCUUCCUAAACUAACGGUUCUCUCGCUUUCUUUGGCCCAAAACUUCAGCCAAAGUUUAUGAUAAACAAAAGUUCUUAGCUAAACUUCAUCUGAAGGCUGGACCAAAUUCAAACAGAAAGCCAUUUAUUGGAUUACACUAGCCUUUCUGUGAUUUACUGCCCCCACCCCAGUUUGUACACUGACAAACAAAAACACCUGAAAAGGUGUACUAUUUGUAUCUGACCAUUGUCAGCUGAGGCUGCCCGUGUUGGCAUCUCUGUCUUUAUGCAGCCCCCUUACUUUUUGACUCACCUGGUUGGAGGUGAAGUUGAAGCCAAACUAAAAAAUGAAACAGAGGCUUUUGUCUUCAGUAUUAUGGAGACCUUGUAGAAAUCCAGAUAAUGUGGUCUUUUGUAAGAAAAAUGAAUUAAAACUGAAAAAGUCACAACAUACAGUAUAUGUACCAUGAGAUUAGCACCUUUAAGAGAACAGGGUGGCUGAGAUAAACGGGACCACACUCUGAUAAGAGCUCUGUUUCAGUGUAACAUAGCACAUUUCUGAGGCUGAGGAUCUGGACUGGGUUGCACCAACUAUGCGCAAGUUUGUUCCCAGGUUAUUGUAAGUUAAUUGUAAGUUAGUAAGUUAAGUAGUGGCUUCAUGACUGCUAGUUCAUUUGCAAAUAGCAAGUUUCUAAAUUGGACUGUACCACAGGUACUAACGGGGGGGAAUUCUACAGCUGUGCAGUUAUAACAUGAGGGUUUGCAAUGAGUAGCUGGUCAGUGAGAGCUCCACCUUCGCUGAUGGGUACAAACCUCUUUGAUUUGUAGUUACUACAUUGGCAUAAAAAUUGCGAUUGGUAAGCAGAAUCCAUAUUUGACUCUUAAAGGACAACACUGUUUUUUGCAUGUUUUAGUCCAUUCUCUACAAAUCAUGUUAUAACUCACAUCACUGCGGACCAUUUCCCACACAGCACACUGUUGUGUUUUGGGAUGUAUUUUUCCUUCCUUCCAGGCAGCCAUUGUUUCUUUAUUUAUUGUACCAUAGCACAAAAACAAAUAAGCUGAGACUGGAAACAAUUCCGCAAUAAGAAAUCCAUCAGAGUGAAAGCAGCAUCUGGUUUUAUUGUUGUUUCAGUUACAUUUUCAUCACAUGCUAAUGUAGCUCGGGUGCAUCACAAUAACGUAACUCUGCUAAACUGAAACACAGGCCUGAUGGGUUACAUAUGUCAAGCAAGUCUCAGCUGUUGAUUUUUACUCCGUGGAACUGAAUGGGAACCAGAUUGUGCCUGAUGAAAAAAAAAAAGAAGGAAAGACCCAUUUAAAAAUAUAAGAAGUCAAGAGGACACUAGUUGAAGUGUAAUGUGUAGUAAAUGGACAGAAACAUUGAAAAUCACUGCUGUCGUCCUUUAAGUUGCAAAAUGGCAUGAGACUACUGAAGAAAACGAUACGCUGUGUGCAGAAAAAAAAGAAAAAAAUCCUGCUUUACUGUUAGUGAGUGCAUCUGUGUGACUUUGUAUCAUUUGCACCUGCUUUAUUGCUUGCUUAACUACUUAGUUGUUACUUGAGGUUAUGUUGUAACAGAUUUUUGUGGUGCCACCGCUUCUAUUUUAGCAACGCGUGAAUCGGGAUUAGUGGCUACUUGGGAUAUAACUAGGGAACCUACGUGCAGCUGAUGCAACCGGCCCCUCACCUUGCCUCUUCUCUCGGAACAUGGCACAGGUCAACGGGGUCUUAAUCCCACUGUGUAUCAGCACAGCCCAGUCUGACACACACAAACACUGACUUUCUCUGCCUCUUACUCACACAUACACACAAGCAAACACACACACAGCGCCUCUUCCUCUCUCUCUCACACGCAGACAUACAGUACAUACCAACAGUAAGAGAACACACACCCCUCUGUGGAAACUCCAAAUCCAAGACUGAAGGCCAGUGCCACCCUCAAUAUGGGAGUGUAUUAUAUGGCUGGGACACAGGAACGUUGCUUGUUGCUUCAUUUCUGUUCAAGCCUGAUCCCUCUAACUUCUGUCUCUGAAUGUUAAAUAGUCGCCCUGCACCACUGCCUCAGCUGCUUCAGUGCUUGUAGGAUUUGCUUGCCCGCUGCCUGCUUCCUCCCUCUACUCCUGUUUCUUCAGAUCAACAUGGUUGGACAACAUCUUUCAAGUCACUCUCCUUCAAUGAACUGUGCAGUUGCGACAAAGCAACAUUUGUGUAUUUGCAUAUUUACACACACAAUACACACACACACACACACACACACACACACACACACACACACACACACACACACAUCUUUUGUUAGGUUCAACUUCAACUGAGCUUAGGCGCUUCAGCCAGAGUGUGUCUUCUGAUUGCUCACUGUUGACAGCUCUGUCAUCUCUCGCCUCGGUUCUAGGCGUCGCAUUGUGAGGACAUCUGACAGGUUAGCAAAGACUGAGAAUAUGCUGUACUGGAUAUAAUGAGACAAGAUGAACAGGGUGAAAGAAGAGUCAGAAAAAGCAAAAAAAAAAAAAAAAAAAAAAAAAAAAAAAAAAAGCAGUCAGUGUCGUGUCGUGUGCAGCUCCAAUAUAGAAGAUUGGGCAAGUCAUUCCUCUUUUGCACAAACAGUGGUAUUCUAGUUAUUCCUGUGUCAGCUAUUAGUGAUAAUUGAGCAACUUGGGUCAGCUAAAACCACUUAACAAGAUAAAUGCAGUGCAGUUCAGCAGCAGUGGAAAGAUGGUUGGUGGUUGACUUGGAUGGGGGGGGGGGUUCUCCUAUGAGAUAAUGGAGGAGAAACACACUGUUAACAUUGUUUAUGGUGCACCACCGCGAGGCAACAACAUGAAAGACAGCACCAGAAAGUAAAAAUAAAACAGCUGGGAAGAUCUGACAAUGAUACAUUCCUUUGCGUAAUUGCUGCACAUAAACAUUAGAAGCAAAGGCUGCUGGGAAGUGCCAUGUCCAAGAAACUUUAACAAGUUGCAGUGACCCAAGUGUGAAUUGAUCAACUUUAUUUGACCCCGAUAUUAUGAAACCCAGAUCCAGUGUGGCACAGGCAGGGUACUGAAGGCAGUGGAGACUGGAAGAGCAUCUACAUGAUGAAACAUGUCAUAAAACCUCACCUCAGUGUUCCUCUUUUUAAGAACCAUCGUAUUACCAGUCACAGUAGGGGUGUAUAGGUGCUGCUAUCAGGCUCAAUCCCUCCCAUGCACACAUUUCUCCCCCCCCCCGCCCCGUCCUUCAGGUGUACUUCUGUGCUGUCAGAUCACCAAGUGGCUGUUUGCAUGUUAUAAGCAAAGGAAACAGAUACUAUAUAGAUACUAUAUAUACAUAGAUAUGUUUUUCCACUGGGAAAUGCGUAUUGGAAUACAUAUACCUCUGAUACACAUUCUCAAAGACGAUACACGCACAUUGAAAGACCCACACUCAUCUACACACAUAAAUUCAUACAUACAUGUACUCUAUUGCAAACAGUAAUUUGUAGAAAAACCUGAAAGAAUCACAUUUUUUAUCCUGUUGAAAAUGAAUUUAAUCUUCUAGAUAUACAUAAUGCUAUUGUGUUAUGCUAAGAAAUGCCUUUUUUCUGUUUUUACCCUUUUGAUUUUCAUAGAUAAGAAAAACGAUUCUUUAACUUGUGUUAAGCUUUGAGACGAUGAUCAAACAUCAAACACUGUUGUGAAAUAAAAUCAUUUACUCACCCUCCAUAUCUAUUCCUCGCCCAGUAGAGAAAAAGCAGAAAAACAAGGAAAAAAAUAUCAAAAUAUAUAAAAUGGUCCAAAAAAAUAAAGUUGAUGUAUUCUCUGCUUGUGUAUAGUGAAUGUUCCUCAGUCGCUGGGUGUGACACAGGCCAGUCGACUGUGACAGUGCAGAUCUGUUAAUAACUUUUUUGUACACCUGCUUAUCAUUGUAAAGGUGAUAAUAGUGAUUCUUAUGAUUUAAUCAAUCUGGUAAUGUGUUUUGUUUAUAAGUCACAAAUAAAGUUUUUCUUAAAUAUCUUAA
This is a messenger RNA of Seriola dumerili (greater amberjack), 7610 nucleotides long. Its product is annotated as protocadherin alpha-C2-like. The record is from RefSeq and is a predicted model, not a curated record. The coding region runs from base 478 to 3477 and encodes 999 amino acids. Gene Ontology annotation, cellular component: plasma membrane. Lineage: Eukaryota; Metazoa; Chordata; Actinopteri; Carangiformes; Carangidae. Gene Ontology annotation, biological process: homophilic cell-cell adhesion. Gene Ontology annotation, molecular function: calcium ion binding. The transcript is spliced from 4 exons.